AUUCAAACAAUUGCCUACUGUAACAUUUUCAUUUAACCGACCACAUGACAUUUGGAUUUCAUUUACUUAAAGCACCGUCAGUGAAACAUGAAUUGCCAGACAAUUCAUUGCAAUGAGGGAAAUGGAUGCAAAAAGAUUGCGAGGUAGACUUCAAGACUUUAAUUGUCAUAAUUCGGAUUAUUGAGGCAUCGCAUCAAAUUAAGAAUACAUUCAUUCAAAAUUCUCUCAACGAUUACAGGGAAACAUCCUCUAUAACAGCAUCAUCACACUCGUCUGGAGAACAAUUGAAUAAAGGAAAAUCAAACUUAAUUGUAACGAACAGAGGGUAUCAAAAAUUUGGCGCGUGGAGCCAAACGAAACUGUUAGAAUUCAUUACACGUAAAUUCAAGCGGUGCGUCGAACGUCAAUUGAAUAGGACACAAUACAUCGAUGAGACCGUAAUUGAGAGACGUGUGUGGGUCACUGUCCACAGUGGCUUGUAUUCUACACGUGUUUUAAAAAUGUUGCUAAAAAAAGACAUGUCUAUACACGCCAUUAUAAAAGCGAUGAAGCUCGGCCUUAUUAGCCUCAGUUCCUGUGAACUUUCUUACUUUAGACCGUUCAAUAUCGAUCCAUUCAUGCUCGAAUUUGAAGACACAUGUUCCCGCAAAUAUAAUCCUGAGUUAAUAUCAAAUUUGAGAGUUAUUGGUAUACGCGAACCAGACUGCUGGCACAUUCUUAUACACGGUGUAGACAUUCAGAAUGCAUGCACGCUUCGUCGUUUAUUGCUAAGUGGCGUCGACAUCCCCGGUAUCCUAAAUUGGCAGUCUCCGAUCAAUCAAUCGACGCCUAAAAUACUCUUGUUCUUAAAAAAUAUCGGAAUACAACCGGAAGUAAUACAAUUAGUGGAACAAUAUGGAAUUGACGAGGAGACCGAGCAAAUCUUGGUCGACAUUGGGCUCGACCAAAUGGAAGAAAAAUCCUCGCACGUACGGGAAAUAAUAUGCAAAUGUAGCUUAACUGCAUUAGAAUUAGAUACCAGUAAUGUAGACACAGUUCAAGGCGAGUCAAGCAGUGCUUCUACUGACUAUGAAAAACCACGUUACAUUGGAUACGAAUGCCAAUGUGGUCAUCCUGUGGGAAAAAUGACAGUAGAGGAAUUGACUGCACAACGGAAUGAUUAUUUAAGGCAAAAUGUUAUGGUGCCACUGGCAUGGGCGAUGGCAGAAAGUUUGAAAUACAAUCCAACGGACCUUCUACAUUACACGGCGCACAGUUUGCUGCGCUGGAAAUACAAUCUGAAUCAGCAGAAACAGGAGAGCGUCAGAGAAGCCAUUGCGAUGGCCACAGUGGCGAUGGAUCGGAAACUUAUCUCGGAGAAAAAUGAAGAACAGGAAGAGCUAAUCAAAAAUAGAUACGAGGAGGCUUUGAAGAAUACUCCUUGUCGGAGAUGCAAGGAGCAUCUGGAUUUUAUCAAAGGAUGUACCGAAUGCACAAAGGUCCCGGUGAAAAAAUCAGGGGAAUGCGAAUUUCCAGAAAUUUGCAGUUCAUGCAAAUUAGAACCGUCUCCCAAACCUUGUGCAUUUCCCGAAAUCUGUAGCUCUUGUAAACUCACCAGCGUACCAUCCAAAAAAUCUUACCGAUUUCCCGAGUGCAGCAGCACCUGUAAAAUUAUUGACAGUCCCUUAAAAGAAUGCAAAAGUUUUCAAUCGCCUCGACCAUGCUGCUCCAGCGAAGACGCCGGCAGUGCGGUGACGAAACUCGAAGAAUGCCGGUAUCCAGAGGUGUGCAGCACCUGUGGAAUGAUCGACAGUAUUUCGGGCGAAGAGAUGCUCUCAAAUGGUGAAGACUCGGUUUAAUAGAAAUUGCUUAAAAAAUUCGUUUAUUCGUAAUUUGCCAUGUACACUCGUCUUCGGUGUGGUAAAAACGGUGCUACGGCUGGUAUCCGUAUAAGAACGAUUUAUAAAACGGAAAGGAAUGGAUGCUCGAUAUCACGAGACACGCUCGGAGAAUAUGGUCGUGGCAGUGACGUGCUAGCGGCGGCGUCUCGUAAAAAAGUAUGAACAACUUACGUGGUACCCGAAAAUCGUUUCACGAUCGAUCGACAGAACUAUCAAAUAAAGUUACGAUAUAAAAAUUUCGAUUACAUUCACUAUGGGGACACGAACAGUGAAAUACAAACGCGUAUACGUAUGUAUGCUCUCGACGGUGUACGAUGCUUGUGUGUGUAUAUGUGUGUGUGUGUACAUGUCUGUAUAUACCGCAAUCACUUGUCAACAAUGUAUACCCUUUGCUAAGACUUUCUUUGUUGUUUCUGUAACUGCAAAGUAAUCCUUAGUUCAUAAGUAUGACCAACAAUGCCGGUGUGCUCGAGGAAGGACAGAAUGAAUUACAAAAAAAAAAUCUGUUGUAACGAUGUCAGUGUCGUUAAUACCGUUCGCGACUAUUACAAUGAAAAAUGUCAACCGUACAAAUCAGUGGAUACGGCGGGACUCGUCGCAGCAACAUUGUCGACCUCACGCGUAAAAAAACGAACGAUCUACGGCGAAAGAAGUACGUUUUCGUGGGACGCGGUUCCACCAGAUUAGAAAACUCCCAAAAUGAUGUAAACCCGCGUGAACGUCCACAAUGCAGCUGCGACAUUCCGCCUUGUCUUUGUAUACAAAAUAUAAAACUGAUUUUUGCAGAUUCGACGCUUGCGGUCCGCCACGAUUUUCUGCGAACAGAAAACGAUAAAAUGAAAGCGAUUCUCGAUUGGUGUCUUAAAUUAAAAAAAAUGUUCUCGGUCAGCGAGAACCGUAGUUACGGACCACAAGGUCUCAAUGGUUCAGGUACUGCUGCAAUGAAUUAACAAUGUUUUCGUUAGGACAAUGAUGAAAACGAAAGAUACACGAAUGGCGAGGUGCCUGUCUCGAUGAAAAUCACGUUAUUCCCAGCACUCUUCCUCAUACAUGUCAACUAUGUUUUCCAUUUCUGAUCGAAGAUGCAGAGUAUGUCAAUAAAAUAGCAACGUAUCAAAAUAUA
Molecule: messenger RNA, 3003 nt
Organism: Megalopta genalis
Lineage: Eukaryota; Metazoa; Arthropoda; Insecta; Hymenoptera; Halictidae
Source: RefSeq, a predicted model, not a curated record